Messenger RNA from Blepharisma stoltei, 1302 nucleotides. The record is from the annotation of a GenBank genome assembly. Lineage: Eukaryota; Ciliophora; Heterotrichea; Heterotrichida; Blepharismidae.
AUGAGAUGCUGAAAAUCUGACUGCUACGAAAAAAUAGAGGUAUACUGUCCUCACGAAAAAAGCUGUAUACUUUCCUGCUCUUUGCACAUUGGGGCACACAUUAUUACAAAGUCAGAAGAUGGGCACCAUCCUGAAGCAAUUUACUCUGAUUCUGCUUGUGAAGGAAAAUCACCUUUUAUUAGUCAUUUAGUUGCUGCUAUAAUGGCUUCAUAUAAAGCAAAAACAGAACUUAUGAAAGAGUUUAAAGCCAAACUUUCAACUUUGGUUAAUUUAUAUAUUAGAGAAUUUAAGCAAAUUUCCUGUGCCCAAUCUGAAUUUAUAGGUAUGCUAAAUCAGCUCAUUCCAAGCUCCCAAAUUCGUUCCUUAUCUUUUGAUGAAUUUCCAAAAAUAACAGGAAAAUCAUCUUUUAUGUUUAAUAAUAAAAUUAAGCCAAUUGACAAAAGUAAUGAAAUCGAGCUCGAAGCAUUUGAAUAUAGCGAAAGCACAGAUCAAAACGAUUUAAGCAUAAAAGCCCCAAAUCCAAAAGAAAAAAUAAACAAAUCGCUGCCUCCAGAAAUAGUUAUAUUUGACCAUAAUACAGAUAAAUUUCUCAAAAUCAAUCUAAAAUCCCUUGAAGCAACUACAAAAAGUUUUAAUUUGAAAUCAGUUUCUCUUAAAGGACUUAUCAUAUGUGAGAUUCAAGAUAAUAAGUACUUUUGCCAUCACAGCAAUAAGCUGGGAUCGCGAACUUUUAUAAUUGACUUUGAUGACCAUAUUAAAUUUAUCGAGUCGGGAAAUUAUUGCAGCGCAACUUAUGCGUAUUUCUAUAAAUAUUCUGUGUAUCUGUUUGGAGGAAAAAAUUCUAAUAACGAGCCUAUGAGCCUUGCAAUAAGGUUUCACACUGUAAAUGAAAAGUGACAGAAAAUAAGUCCGAUCCCGAAGCCAGCAAGUUUUAUUUCCUGCGUUUCUUCUCAAUAUAAAUUGCUAUUUUCUGGGUUUGAGCAUUCCAAGCUUUACUCUUACAGCAUAAGAAGAGGAAAUUACAAUGAAUUACUAGAAUUAAAGCCAAAUAGCCCCAAAAUCCUUUGCAAAUCCUCUACAACUAUUUUUGUAAGCGACUCGGAUUAUAUUUGGAAAAGUGAAGUCAAUUCUAACUCGGCAACAUGGCAGAAGAUUGGGAGGUCUCCAAUGUUGCCACAUUGAAGCUUAUCUAAUUAUACAUACUACGCAAUGUCUAUUUAUUUUGUAGAUGAAGAAUUUAAUAUGUAUCAAUUCAAUCUGAAGGAAAUGAGCAUGUCGAAGCUUGACUUUUCUAUUAUUUAA